AUGCACUCUCCCAAGAAAAAAAAAACCUCUCUAGCAAUACACACCAAACUGAGCAUGUGCAGAAUGGCUACGGUUCAGUCUGUCUUAUCAGGAGAUAAGACAUGGACAUUUGAACAAGAGGAGGAACAGAGAAGACAGGAUCAAACAGCCAUUUUACAGAAUGCAGUGGAUUAACCCCUUAGGUUGCACAGUGAGUAUAACAAGCAUGCUUUACUGCAUAUACAAACUGAUUUUACUGUUAUGAGUUUAGUAACACUUUAAAGUGGUUCUUAAGGCAAAGCAUUUGGUCCUAGUCCUAUAUCAAUCCAGCUCU
Molecule: messenger RNA, 313 nt
Organism: Staurois parvus
Lineage: Eukaryota; Metazoa; Chordata; Amphibia; Anura; Ranidae
Source: the annotation of a GenBank genome assembly